This is a messenger RNA of Cucurbitaria berberidis CBS 394.84, 1782 nucleotides long. RefSeq names its product MFS general substrate transporter. Gene Ontology annotation, cellular component: fungal-type vacuole membrane. The transcript is spliced from 5 exons. The record is from RefSeq and is a predicted model, not a curated record. NCBI's taxonomy places the organism in Eukaryota, Fungi, Ascomycota, Dothideomycetes, Pleosporales, Cucurbitariaceae. Gene Ontology annotation, biological process: transmembrane transport. Bases 269 to 1558 code for a protein of 429 amino acids. Gene Ontology annotation, molecular function: transmembrane transporter activity.
AGCUUCUCACAGCAUUUGAUUCUGUUAGAUCCCACAACACUUCACCUCUACGUUUUUGCAAAAAUGCAGUCUCCAGAUAUCGAAAAAGCCUGUAAGUAGUGCCUCGACAUGCUCUUCACAUUUGCAACGCCCAAAAAGUCCUCGCAGGGUCACUGAGGUCACCCAGCCUGUUCUUCAAAGUUAGCUAACAGCCACAGACCUCGCAAAACACCCACCAACAGAGCAAAAUAACCAAGACUUGAGCCGCAUCACACCGGCCAGCUCCGUCAUGCCACCAAAAGAAAAUAUCGGAGAGAGGGUGACGCAGUCACAGCAGUGCAGAAUACUGCUAUCAACGUCCUUGGUGGCGUUCACAGUCUUAGGCUUCGUACAAUCAUUUGGCGUGUUCCAGGCGCACUAUGGACGCAUAGAAGCCGUGCGCGAUGGUGUACUCCAACAAGACGAGAUGACGAGACGGGCUCUGAUCUCAUCGAUCGGCUCUCUGGGAAACGGAGGUCUCGUCGCCGUCUUUGGUGUGUUUUAUUAUCCGCACCUGCCGCGGAUAGGGAGGCAUAUCCGAACAUUUUGCUUUGUCGGAACUACUUUCAUCACGUUCGGUCUGGCAAUGGCAGCUGCAAGCCACAGUAUAUGGGUUCUGUUUGGCUGCCAGGGCAUUCUCGUCGGGCUUGGGUCGGGCGUAUUAAACUACAUUCUUUCGCCCAUCCUUCCCGAGUACUUCCCACGGCGAAGUGGGCUUGCGCAAGGGACCAUGUACGCAGCUGCUGCUUUGGGCGGGACGACGUUCUCCUUUGCAAUAACAGGCCUUUUGGAGAAGGUCGGCACAAGAUCAACACUCGGAAUCUUGGCUGUUUGCAGUUCCGUGCUCUUAUCCGUCGCCAGUGCACUAGCCCUUCCGCCUCGAAAAUUCGAAAAGCGGAGUACAGAAAUGGUCGGCUGGAGGGCCUUCAAAGACCCUUUAUUUACCUCUCUUGCGCUGGUGAACCUCAUACACCCGCUGACGCUGGCAAUCCCGAUGACCUUUGGGCCCGCAUUUUCACAAGCUUUGGGUACUAGUGUCAAGCAGGCUUCGUAUUUGCUGGCUCUCAAUAGCGGCAUAGGGAUCCCAUCGAGACUAGGUGCUGGUGCCCUCGCAGACAAAAUCGGACAUCAAAACACGCUGAUGAUAGCUACUGCCGUGUACGCCUUAGCAACAUGGGCGCUCUGGCUUCCUUCAGCCCUGACGGGCAAGCUGGGACUGUAUAUCGGCAUGAGCGUUUGUCAUGGUCUCAUCAACGGAGUAUUUAACACCGUGAUGAAUUCGGCACAGAAAGAGAUGUUUGGCGAUGAGAUGUACUAUCCCAAGAACGGUGCGAUGACUUCCAUCAGAGGGGUAGGAUAUGUCGUAGGCGUUCCUAUCGCAGGCGCUUUGGUGUCCAAAGUAGCCGACAAGCACCUGAGUGGCAGGGACUUUACCAAGCCCAUCGUCUAUACAGCUGCCUUGUUGACUAUCUCUUUUAUAUGUCUUUUGAACGUUCGACGGAUAGACGCGAAAAAUGUUGGGUGGAAACGGGCUCGCUGAGGAUGGAUUGGGGGUGUGGCAGAAGCAUGUUGUGGAGGAUAGACUGCUGGCCAGUUUGACUGGGUUGCUGCUUUGACAGGCUCAAAGAUCUCCCGUAGUACACCUACACAAAGAGAUUAAACACACUCUACUGUGCCAUCCUGCAUCGUGCCUUUCUCAUGUUUGUCGCCAGGGAGUUCAUGUCCGUAUCGCUGAUGGGAGCAUUCUACGUGAUAGUAUAGACG